UAAGUAGGCCAUGACAUGGAAACUGUAAUUGUAGUAAUCGAUUUUCCAUUUCCACUGAAAUUUGCCGCCACCGGUUGGAAAAUUUUUAGAUCCAGGCAAGCCAAAUAAAGUUUACUGACCCCGCGCAUAGGAGAAGAAGAAUAGGUGGUGCAGCAGCCACGAUAUCAAAGAAAGAGUGAGGGAAAGGUGAAAGCGAAGGAGGUCGCAUAUCGAUUAAACACGCGGAAAGAGGAGGUGGGUGGGUGCGCUGGCAACACGUUUGAUUACCGCGUGUAAAUAACAACAACACGAACACUGCAAAAGUUGCAAGGACUCGUACAUUGUACGUUGUGCAACAAUCACAUUUUACAGAAGCCCCAAUGGAAAACCCAAAAGUCGAUGAACAAAAGUCACCGGCUCCAAAAGCCCAGGCACCCGAGAAACCCAUUCGCAAGCGGACUCAAGUCAAAAUCCAAACCAGAACUCCUAAACCAACACCCACCGCCAUAAUCUGUGAAUUGACUCGUUUGAAAGCGCAGCAAAAAUAUCUCGAGUGCCAUCAGGUUAAGUUAAUCCCCAAUAAUUUUACACUCCAUGAUGACGAGGAUGCACUGGAUUCCGAUCCAAAACAUGGCGGAGAAAGAAUUGCUUUGGAAACCCCAGAAACUACUCGAAAUACACGUCCGCCUAGCUCUUCCACUGCAGAAUUAAUUAGUUUGAUCAACGAAAUCGAGCAGGAGAAACUAGAACUUAAUGAAAAGUUGCAGCAAUAUCGCACCGCCAAGCGUGGGGAACUCAAGGACAUGUGGCACUUUGUGGCCACCAUAAAGGAGGACGUCUUCCGUCCAGAGCGUCUCAGCCAGUAUACAGUAAAUGCUUUGAGGGAAAAAAUCGUUGGUGUAAAUACCCAACUGUAUCGUUUGACUGCCCAGAACUCAAAAGAACUUGAUGAUUUGAAGGAGGAGUACGAGAAAUUGGAGCGAGAGAACAAACUUUUAUGGAAAGGUAGCAUGUAGCUUAAAAGAUAAAAACUAUUUUACACCGUUUGCAGCAAUACUUGUGAAAUACAUGUUUGAAAAUUAGAAUCAGAAUCGCAUAAUUAUAUUAUUAUGAUUAAUUGUAGACGUCUUAAAUGUUUAUGGUUCUUAUGAGUAAAAAAUAAAAAAAUUACCAAUCAAC
Drosophila gunungcola (fruit fly) is the source of this 1158-nucleotide messenger RNA. RefSeq lists its product as uncharacterized. The record is from RefSeq and is a predicted model, not a curated record. Lineage: Eukaryota; Metazoa; Arthropoda; Insecta; Diptera; Drosophilidae. The transcript has a single exon. Bases 360 to 995 code for a protein of 211 amino acids.